AUGGCGUGUUCAAACUUAAAUAACUUUACUGAUAGCAACCAGUGUAACUGCGGAAACGUCUUUGAAAAUGAAGUAUUUGACAUCCAUUUAAAAACAAAAAGAUCCACCUUAAAUUCUUACAAGUUAAAAUGGUCAUUGGAUGAUUUUUCAAUCCUACCAAUCGGUAAAAUUAAAAGCGCCGAAUUUCAUCCACUGCCUAGAGUUACUAGUCACAUAGAGCUUGAAAUCGCUUCAGAUGAUCUCAGAAUUUAUCUUUGCUUGCCAGGCAAAGAUUUGUUUGUGAAUUGCGAUUUAUGUAUUUUAGACGUUAAUGGUCAACUUUUGUAUCAAAAAUCUACAACUCUAGAUUGUGUGGAACGCUUUGAUCUCACCGAUGUUACAAUGCGUGGAUGUUUUGCAAAAUUAAAAUCCGCUCCCCAGGAUAAAUUGAUUCUUUCUUUUUAUUUAAAAAUUCAUGGCGUUGCUGUAACGGAUGUAUGUAGUUUAGGCUCUAGUGGCGCUUCAUGUCGAAUUAACAAUCUUAAAAAACUCUCUAAUGACUUGAUGUCUGCUUAUAAAAAUUCUCUAAAUACAGAUAUUAAAUUAAAUACAAGCGAAGGAAAAGCUAUUGCUGUUCACAGAGCUGUGCUGUCUGCUAGAUCAUCUGUUUUUGCUAAAAUGUUUGAGUAUGAUAUGACAGAAAGUACUCAAAAAGAAGUUAAUAUAACUGAUGUAGCAUUUGAUGUACUGAAGAAACUUGUAGAAUUUAUGUACAGUGCUGAGGUGUCUGAUAUUGCAGAUCUAGAUUCUGCUUAUGAGCUGUAUUAUGCUGCAGACAAGUACAAUGUUCUAGAUCUUAGGAAUUUGUGUGGAGAUGUGCUAAUGAGUAAGCUGACUGUGGAUAAUGCCUGUCGUACUUUGGCUCGAGUGGAUCAACAUGAUGAUAAAUAUAUUAGAGCAAAGGUUAUUCAGUACAUCUGUCUACAUUUAAAAGAGAUUGUGAAUUCAGAAGAUUGGGAUUCUUACAUGGAUAAUAGACUCUCCGCUGAAGUGAUUAAUAUGAGUUUAGCAUUAUAA
Molecule: messenger RNA, 1056 nt
Organism: Parasteatoda tepidariorum (common house spider)
Lineage: Eukaryota; Metazoa; Arthropoda; Arachnida; Araneae; Theridiidae
Product: TD and POZ domain-containing protein 2
Molecular function (GO): protein binding
Source: RefSeq, a predicted model, not a curated record